Messenger RNA from Triticum turgidum subsp. durum (durum wheat), 816 nucleotides. The record is from the annotation of a GenBank genome assembly. Lineage: Eukaryota; Viridiplantae; Streptophyta; Magnoliopsida; Poales; Poaceae.
AUGGCCGCGGUAGACGACAUCAUCGGCUCCAGUGCGGGGAGGUGGUCCCUCCACGGCAGGACGGCGCUCGUCACCGGCGGCACCCGCGGCAUCGGGCGCUCGGUGGUGGAGGAGCUGGCGGCGCUCGGGGCCGCCGUGCACACGUGCUCCCGGAAGGAAGCCGAGCUCGGCGAGCGCUUGAAGGAGUGGGAGGCCAGGGGAUUCCGCGUCACGGGCUCCGUCUGCGACGUCUCCGUGCGCGACCAGCGCGAGCUCCUGCUCCACGACGUCGCCGGCCGCUUCGCCGGCAAGCUGGACAUCCUCAUAAACAACGUGGGCACAAACCAUAGAAAACCAACCACUGAAUACUCGGCAGAUGAAUAUUCGUUCAUAAUGGCCACUAAUCUUGAAUCUGCAUAUCAUCUAUGUCAACUUGCACACCCUCUUCUCAAAGCAUCCGGGGUGGCCAGCAUUGUCUUCAUAUCAUCAGUCUCUGGAGUGGUAGCCAUAUCUAGUGGCUCCAUUUAUGCCAUGACAAAAGGUGCGAUGAAUCAGUUGGCCAAGAACCUAGCGUGUGAGUGGGCGAAAGACAACAUAAGAAUCAACUCUGUUGCUCCAUGGUACAUCAAGACUUCACUCGUGGAAGAGGAUUUGGCGAAAGAAGAUUUCGUGGAUAGCAUCGCCCGUCGAACUCCGAUGAGGCGUGUGGGAGAACCUGAAGAAGUAUCAUCGCUGGUGGCGUUUCUCUGUAUGCCCGGUUCAUCUUAUAUCACUGGCCAGACGAUCUCGGUUGAUGGCGGCAUGACUAUAAAUGGCAUGUACCCGACUGAGAACUAG